Molecule: messenger RNA, 847 nt
Organism: Cicer arietinum (chickpea)
Lineage: Eukaryota; Viridiplantae; Streptophyta; Magnoliopsida; Fabales; Fabaceae
Biological process (GO): proton motive force-driven ATP synthesis
Molecular function (GO): proton transmembrane transporter activity
Source: RefSeq, a predicted model, not a curated record
ACUAAAAAAAAAUAUAGAAAAAAAAGCACACAAGGUUUGAGACUUAGAAAGUUGGUAGUCGCAGAUAGAGAGAGUGAGUGCCGCAUCCUUGUUUCUUGCAGAAUCCGCGUGGUAACGGCGGCUAAACAAUUUCCGAUCAAUUCACUCCACAAGAUUUAAUGGCGGCGAAGUUGCAGCAGUUGCAGUCCAAAGCAUGUCAAGCAUCUAAAUUUAUAUCCAAGCAUGGAUCUGUUUACUACAAGCAAUUGUUGGAGCAGAACAAGCAAUACAUUCAGGAACCUCCUACCAUUGAGAAAUGCAAUCUUUUGUCUAAGCAAUUACUUUACACUCGCCUAGCUAGUAUUCCGGUUCGUUGUGAGGCCUUCCGGAAGGAACUUGAUUAUGUCAAGCAAUUAUGGAAGAACAAGCAAGAUUUAAAGGUUGAGGAUGCGGGCAUUGCUGCUUUGUUUGGCUUGGAAUGCUAUGCAUUGUUUUGUGUUGGUGAGAUUGUUGGAAGGGGAUUUACUUUCACAGGUUACUAUGUCUGAAAAUAGCCACUUCCAAAUGUAGGUUUUUGCAGUGCUAUAUAGUCGUUUUGUCAUUUAUAUACCGGAUAAUGGGCAUUCUGAAUGGCAAUGUGUUAUUCUGUUUUUUAUUUUGAGAGAGAACAUGGUUGAGUAACUAGUGGUUAACUUUGAUGAGCCUCGAUAACAAUAAUCCCUUGUACUUGAAGCGGGAAGGACCUUUCUUUGUGCGUUUAUAUCAUGUUGGAAAGCUUGUGGUGCUACUUUUCACUGACGGUGCUCCUGCAAUUUUUAAAAAUAAUUCUUACAAAUGUUUAAAUGAUAUUUGUUAUUUAGCUUACAAA